AUGCGCUGGACGCAGGGACAGUCCCCUUGGCUCCGCUUCCUGGCCCCAGGUGCCGCCGUCUCACUGCUGAUCGUCACAUUCCUCGUCCUGGCAUCGAGAUAUUCCAGCGACUACGCCCGAUAUGCGCUGAAGAGCUCCAUGCGGCCGGCCCCGCCGAGCAUGUUGCAUCCUUGCCCCGCAGUGAACCAGAGCACGACAGACUGGGAGUUUACGGUCGAGCGCGACGGGGAUAACCACGGGUUGUCGGAGGAGCAGUGCCGCGUGGCGUUUCCGAAGCUCUUUGUCGAGAUUGACAAGUCUGUGACUAUGAGGAGGGAGAAGCCUGUUACGUUUCGGGAGGUGGAUGGGGUUUCCGUGGAUGAUGGGAUGGUGAGGGCGGCGAUCUAUCGGGGUGAGCUGUAUGUUAUUGACUACGCGGCGAUGCCCUACACUUAUUCUCGAGCGAAAGCUACACUGAACGCACUGCACCGCGCAUUGAUGGCGUUUCCGGACCGGCAUAGCCUGCCCAACGUCGAGUUCGUGUUCACGACAGACGACUUUAGCAAUACACCUGGGCCUAUCUGGUCAUAUUCAAAGCGUGACGAGGACGACAGUAUCUGGCUCAUGCCGGACUUCGGCUACUGGUCCUGGCCGGAGGUUAAGAUCGGUGCGUACAAGGAUAUCCGACGACGCAUCGCGACCGUGGACAGCGGGACCACCACCUCCGACGGCAAAAUCAUCCCUGGGUUAGAGUUCAAGAAAAAGAAGAAGCAGCUGGUCUGGCGCGGCAGCGUCGCGACGAAUCCAGAGAUACGGGGGAAAUUGCUCAAAGCGGCGCAGGGACGCAGCUGGGCCAGCAUCCGGGUCAUCGACUGGGAUAACGAGAAUGAUAUCCGGUACAACCUUCUCCCCAUGGAAGAUCACUGCCGGUACAUGUUCCUGGCGCACACGGAGGGUCGCAGCUUCUCCGGGCGCGGCAAGUACCUGCUCAACUGCCGCUCGGUGGUCGUCUCGCACAAGCUGGUCUGGCGCGAGGCGCACCAUGCGGCGCUGGUGGCGUCGGGUCCUGAUGCAAACUAUGUCAAGGUGGAGCGCGAUUUCUCAGAUCUGGAUCGGAAGAUCAGCUUCUUGAUUGAUAACCCUGAGACGGCGGAGCAAAUUGCGGACAACGCGGUCAGGACGUUUCGUGAUCGGUACCUUACCCCUGCGGCGGAAUCAUGCUACUGGAGACAGUUGAUCCGGCAGUAUGCUGCUUCCUGUGAUUUUGAGCCUGUGCUUGAGGAGUUGACGAAGGACGGGACGAUACGGACCCGGGGGAUUCCCUUUGAGACAUGGAUACUCUCAGGGUCCGGUAUGAAAUGA
Molecule: messenger RNA, 1341 nt
Organism: Aspergillus clavatus NRRL 1
Lineage: Eukaryota; Fungi; Ascomycota; Eurotiomycetes; Eurotiales; Aspergillaceae
Product: DUF821 domain protein
Exons: 2
Coding region: 1-1341 (446 amino acids)
Source: RefSeq, a predicted model, not a curated record